UUGAAUAUCGCCAAUCCGGCCACUGGUUGCCAAAAAUUGAUCGAUAUUGAUGAUGAACGAAGAUUGUGGGUACCAAAGAAAAGCGAAUUUAAAAUACUCGACAAACAUGCUGAUUUGGAUCAUAUUUGUUUUUUGGUGCAACUCUUGAAUAGACGUGUCUUUUAUGACAAAAGAAUCAGCGCUGAGGUUCCUGGAGAUUCUAUCGGAGAUGAAUUUAAGGGCUACGUGUUCCGAAUUUCUGGAGGAAAUGACAAACAAGGCUUUCCUAUGAAGCAAGGUGUCUUACGCAACGAUCGUGUACGGCUCUUGUUAUCCAAGGGGCAUUCAUGUUACAGGCCUCGUCGCACUGGUGAACGUAAAAGGAAAUCCGUUCGUGGGUGUAUCGUCGGGAGUGACCUUUCUGUAUUGUCUUUAGUCGUAGUUAAACAGGGCGAACAGGAUAUUCCGGGACUAACUGAUAAUGCCGUUCCCAAACGUUUGGGUCCCAAGAGAGCCUCAAAAAUUCGCAAGUUUUUUAACCUAUCUAAGGAGGACGAUGUCCGUAAAUUUGUCAUCCGCCGUGAAGUUCAACCAAAAAAAGAAGGCAAGAAGUCUUAUACAAAAGCUCCCAAAAUUCAACGCCUUGUAACUCCUCUUACCUUACAGCGAAAACGUCAUCGCAUCGCUCUUAAGCGUAGAAGAGCUCAGGCAGCCAAAGCGGCAGAAGAAGAAUAUGCAAUCCUGCUUGCCAAACGUGUAAAGGAGCAAAAAGAAAGGAAAGCAGAUCUUAAAAAGAAAAGAGCUACAGCUCAUAAA
Messenger RNA from Racocetra persica, 795 nucleotides. Lineage: Eukaryota; Fungi; Glomeromycota; Glomeromycetes; Diversisporales; Gigasporaceae. The record is from the annotation of a GenBank genome assembly.